UAUGGCAGAAAUGAUGGCUGAAAACUACCAUAAUAUAUGGGCAAAGAAAAAGAAAGUGGAACUGGAGUCCAAAGGAGGUGGAAACCACCCUCUGCUGGUGCCCUAUGAUACGCUGACGGCCAAGGAGAAAGCCAAGGACAGGGAAAAAGCCCAGGACAUCCUCAAGUUCCUGCAGAUCAACGGGUAUGCCGUGUCCAGAGGGUUCAAGGACCUGGACUUGGACACGCCUUCUAUUGAGAAGCGAUUUGCCUAUAGUUUUCUGCAGCAGCUCAUCCGCUAUGUGGACGAAGCCCAUCAGUACAUCCUGGAGUUUGGUAGGUGCCGCAGCCCUGCUACUGACAACCCAGCUGUUGUUCUUCGCAUUUCCACCAUCAGGGUGCAGACCAGGAUGGACCCCUGGGCCGUCGUUCUUCCUUUAAUUGAUCAGUAUUUCAAAAACCAUCGUUUAUACUUCUUAUCUGCAGCGAGCAGACCUCUGUGUUCUGGAGGACAUGCAUCAAACAAAGAGAAAGAAAUGGUGACGAGCCUAUUCUGCAAACUUGGAGUUCUUGUCAGGCAUAGGAUUUCACUAUUUGGAAACGAUGCAACGUCAAUUGUCAACUGUCUUCAUAUUUUGGGUCAGACUUUGGAUGCAAGGACAGUCAUGAAGACUGGCCUGGAGAGCGUGAAAAGUGCACUGAGAGCGUUUCUGGACCAUGCCGCUGAGGACCUGGACAAGACCAUGGAGAACCUGAAGCAGGGCCAGUUCACCCACACCCGGACCCAACCCAGAGGGGUCACUCAGAUUAUCAACUACACCACGGUGGCACUGCUGCCCAUACUGUCGUCAUUGUUUGAGCACAUUGGCCAGCAUCAGUUCGGAGAAGAUCUGAUAUUGGAAGAGGUACAGGUAUCGUGUUACAGAAUUCUGACUAGCUUAUAUGCUUUGGGUACUAGCAAGAGUAUUUAUGUGGAAAGGCAGCGUUCCGCACUGGGAGAAUGUCUGGCUGCCUUUGCUGGUGCUUUUCCGGUGGCUUUCUUGGAAACUCAUCUCGACAAACAUAAUGUUUACUCCAUCUACAACACUAAGUCUGCGCGCGAGAGGGCAGCUCUCAAUUUGCCAGCUAAUGUGGAAGAUGUUUGCCCAAAUAUACCGUCUUUGGAGAAGCUCAUGGAAGAGAUUGUGGAGCUCGCCGAGUCUGGUAUUCGUUAUACACAGAUGCCACACGUGAUGGAGGUCAUCCUGCCCAUGCUUUGUAGCUACAUGUCCCGUUGGUGGGAACACGGACCUGAGAACAACCCGGAAAGGGCUGAAAUGUGCUGUACGGCUCUGAAUUCAGAGCACAUGAACACCCUUCUGGGGAAUAUAUUGAAAAUCAUUUAUAAUAACUUGGGGAUUGAUGAGGGAGCCUGGAUGAAGAGGUUAGCAGUAUUUUCCCAGCCUAUUAUAAAUAAAGUGAAACCUCAGCUCUUGAAAACUCAUUUCUUGCCAUUAAUGGAGAAACUCAAGAAAAAGGCAGCCAUGGUCGUGUCUGAGGAAGACCACCUGAAAGCUGAGGCCAGGGGGGACAUGUCCGAGGCUGAGCUGCUCAUUCUGGAUGAAUUUACCACCCUGGCCAGGGACCUCUAUGCUUUCUACCCUCUUCUGAUUAGAUUUGUGGACUAUAACAGGGCAAAGUGGCUCAAAGAGCCUAACCCAGAAGCGGAGGACCUUUUCCGCAUGGUGGCUGAAGUGUUCAUCUACUGGUCAAAAUCCCACAAUUUCAAAAGAGAAGAGCAGAACUUCGUCGUACAGAAUGAAAUCAAUAACAUGUCUUUCCUCAUCACUGACACCAAGUCAAAGAUGUCAAAGGCGGCUGUGUCCGACCAGGAGCGGAAGAAAAUGAAGCGGAAAGGAGACCGCUACUCCAUGCAGACCUCGCUGAUCGUGGCGGCCCUGAAGCGGCUGCUGCCCAUUGGGCUGAAUAUCUGUGCCCCAGGAGACCAGGAGCUCAUUGCGCUGGCCAAAAACCGGUUUAGCCUGAAAGACACCGAGGAAGAAGUACGUGAUAUCAUCCGCAGUAAUAUUCAUUUACAAGGCAAGUUGGAGGAUCCUGCUAUUAGAUGGCAAAUGGCUCUUUAUAAAGACUUACCGAACAGGACUGAAGAUAGUUGCGAUCCUGAGAAGACGGUGGAAAGAGUACUGGACAUAGCAAAUGUGCUUUUCCAUCUUGAGCAGAGAUCUACAUGUAUGCGCUGGAAAUAUUACAGUAUGGUGGAGCACCCUCAGAGAUCGAAGAAGGCCGUGUGGCACAAGCUGCUCUCGAAGCAGAGGAAAAGGGCAGUGGUGGCCUGCUUCCGGAUGGCCCCUUUAUAUAACCUGCCAAGGCAUCGGGCCGUCAACCUCUUUCUUCAGGGAUAUGAAAAGUCCUGGAUUGAAACAGAAGAACAUUACUUUGAAGAUAAGCUGAUAGAAGACUUAGCAAAACCUGGAGCAGAGCCUGCCGAGGAAGAUGAAGCUACUAAGAGAGUGGACCCUCUGCACCAGCUGAUCCUUCUGUUUAGCCGAACAGCCUUAACGGAGAAAUGCAAACUAGAGGAAGAUUUUUUAUACAUGGCCUAUGCAGAUAUUAUGGCAAAGAGUUGUCAUGAUGAAGAAGAUGAUGAUGGUGAAGAAGAAGUGAAGAGUUUUGAAGAAAAAGAAAUGGAGAAGCAAAAGCUUCUGUACCAACAAGCCAGGCUGCAUGACCGUGGAGCUGCUGAGAUGGUGCUGCAGACCAUCAGUGCCAGCAAAGGUGAAACUGGACCAAUGGUAGCUGCUACUUUGAAACUUGGAAUUGCUAUCUUAAACGGUGGGAACUCCACAGUACAACAGAAAAUGCUCGACUACCUCAAGGAGAAGAAGGACGUGGGCUUCUUCCAGAGCCUGGCGGGCCUGAUGCAGUCCUGCAGUGUCCUCGAUCUAAAUGCUUUUGAGCGACAAAACAAAGCUGAAGGACUUGGAAUGGUGACAGAGGAAGGCUCAGGAGAAAAAGUUCUGCAGGAUGACGAGUUCACCUGUGACCUCUUCCGCUUCCUGCAACUGCUUUGUGAGGGACACAACUCAGAUUUUCAGAAUUACCUGAGAACCCAGACGGGCAACAAUACAACUGUCAACAUCAUCAUCUCCACUGUGGACUACCUGCUGAGAGUUCAGGAGUCCAUUAGUGAUUUCUACUGGUAUUACUCUGGGAAGGACGUCAUUGACGAGCAAGGGCAGAGGAAUUUCUCCAAAGCAAUCCAAGUAGCAAAGCAAGUGUUUAACACCCUGACAGAGUAUAUUCAGGGCCCCUGCACUGGGAACCAGCAGAGCCUGGCGCACAGCCGGCUCUGGGAUGCAGUGGUUGGCUUCCUCCACGUCUUUGCCCACAUGCAGAUGAAGUUGUCUCAGGAUUCCAGUCAAAUCGAACUCUUAAAAGAAUUAAUGGACCUUCAGAAGGACAUGGUGGUCAUGUUGCUGUCCAUGUUAGAAGGCAACGUGGUGAAUGGAACCAUCGGCAAGCAGAUGGUCGACAUGCUCGUGGAGUCUUCCAACAACGUGGAGAUGAUUCUCAAGUUCUUUGACAUGUUCUUGAAACUGAAGGACUUGACCUCGUCUGACACAUUUAAGGAAUAUGACCCCGAUGGCAAGGGCGUCAUUUCCAAGAGGGAGUUCCACAAAGUGAUGGAGAGCCACAAGCACUACACGCAGUCGGAGACCGAGUUCCUGCUGUCCUGCGCCGAGACCGAUGAAAACGAGACCCUCGACUAUGAAGAGUUUGUCAAGCGGUUCCACGAGCCUGCGAAGGACAUCGGCUUCAACGUGGCCGUCCUUCUGACCAACCUGUCGGAGCACAUGCCCAACGACACGCGGCUGCAGACGUUCCUGGAGCUGGCGGAGAGCGUGCUCAACUACUUCCAGCCCUUCCUGGGCCGCAUCGAGAUCAUGGGGAGCGCCAAACGCAUCGAGAGGGUGUAUUUCGAAAUCAGCGAGUCCAGCCGGACGCAGUGGGAGAAGCCCCAGGUCAAGGAGUCCAAGAGGCAGUUCAUCUUCGACGUGGUCAACGAGGGCGGCGAGAAGGAGAAGAUGGAGCUCUUCGUGAACUUCUGCGAGGACACCAUAUUUGAGAUGCAGCUGGCAGCCCAGAUCUCAGAGUCGGACUUGAACGAGAGGUCAGCCAACAAAGAGGAGAGCGAGAAGGAGAAGCCGGAGGAGCAGGGCCCGAGAAUGGGCUUCUUCUCUAUUCUGACCGUCAAGUCGGCCCUGCUCGCACUCAGGUACAAUAUCCUGACCCUCCUGCGGACACUCAGCCUAAAGAGCCUGAAGAAGCAGAUGAAGAAGGUGAAGAAGAUGACGGUGAAGGACAUGGUCACGGCCCUCUUCUCCUCCUACUGGAGCAUUGUGAUGAGCCUCGUGCACUUCGUCACCAGUGUGCUCAGAGGCUUUUCCCGCAUCGUCUGCAGCCUGCUCCUGGGAGGCAGCCUGGUGGAAGGUGCCAAGAAGAUCAAAGUCGCUGAGCUCCUGGCCAACAUGCCGGACCCCACGCAGGAUGAAGUGAGGGGAGAUGGGGAGGAGGGCGAGAGGAAGCCCCUGGAAGCCGCCCUGCCCUCGGAGGAUCUCACGGACCUGAAGGACCUGACGGAGGAGAGCGACCUCCUGUCGGACAUAUUCGGCUUAGAUCUGAAGCGGGAAGGAGGCCAGUACAAGCUUAUCCCUCAUAACCCAAAUGCUGGCCUCAGUGACCUCAUAAGCAACCCUGUUCCCAGCCCUGAGGUGCAGGAGAAAUCUCAGGAACAAAAGGUGAAAGAGGAAGAAAAGGAAGAAAAAGAAGAAAAGUCGGAACCCGAAAAAGCUGAUUUCAUCUUGCUCUUUUAUAAGGUCUCCACUUCUUCUGUGGUUGAAGGAAAGGAGCUCCCUGUGCGCAGCUCAAAUGAAAAUGCCCAGGUCAGCAGCCUGGACAGCGGCUCGCCCCGCGUCCUCGCCGUGCACUACGUGCUGGAGGAGAGCAGCGGCUACAUGGAGCCCACGCUGCGGAUCCUGGCCGUGCUGCACACCGUCAUUUCCUUCUUCUGCAUCAUCGGCUACUACUGCUUGAAGGAAGAUACCUUGUCACAAUCUCUGCCUCUGCUCGUGCAGCUUCCAGAACUUUUGAAAAACAAGGGCCUAGGGGGGGAAGAUGGGGAAAAAGAAGAAAAGGCCAAGGAUGACAAGGGCAAACAAAGGCUCCGGCCUCUGCACACACACAGAUAUGGAGAGCCCGAGGCCCCCGAGUCCGCGUUCUGGAAGAAAAUCAUAGCCUACCAGCAGAAGCUUUUAAAUGCUUUAUCCCAUGCUCCCCAGGUGAUGGAUAAAUAUGGUGAGUUCUAUGGCCGAGACAGAAUCAGCGAAUUACUUGGCAUGGACAAAGCCGCUCUGGACUUCAGCGAUGCCCGGGAAAAGAAGAAGCCGAAGAAAGACAGCUCCCUGUCAGCCGUCCUGAACUCCAUUGACGUCAAGUAUCAGAUGUGGAAACUCGGAGUCGUUUUCACUGACAACUCCUUCCUCUACCUUGCCUGGUACAUGACCAUGUCCAUUCUCGGACACUAUAACAACUUCUUUUUUGCUGCUCACCUUCUUGACAUUGCCAUGGGGUUCAAGACGUUGAGAACCAUCUUGUCAUCGGUAACUCACAAUGGCAAGCAGCUGGUACUAACAGUCGGCUUAUUAGCCGUUGUCGUAUACCUAUAUACUGUCGUGGCAUUCAACUUUUUCCGAAAAUUCUACAAUAAAAGUGAAGACGGUGAUACGCCAGAUAUGAAAUGUGAUGAUAUGCUAACGUGCUACAUGUUCCACAUGUAUGUCGGGGUUCGUGCCGGAGGGGGCAUUGGGGAUGAAAUCGAGGACCCUGCCGGUGACGAGUAUGAGAUCUAUCGCAUCAUCUUCGACAUCACCUUCUUCUUCUUUGUAAUUGUCAUCCUCUUGGCCAUCAUACAAGGUUUAAUUAUCGAUGCUUUUGGCGAACUGAGAGACCAACAGGAACAGGUCAAAGAAGACAUGGAGACCAAGUGCUUCAUCUGUGGCAUAGGCAAUGAUUACUUUGACACGGUGCCCCACGGCUUUGAAACGCACACUUUGCAGGAACACAACCUGGCCAAUUACCUGUUUUUUCUGAUGUAUCUCAUAAACAAAGAUGAAACAGAGCACACGGGACAGGAAUCUUAUGUCUGGAAGAUGUACCAGGAGAGAUGCUGGGAGUUUUUCCCAGCCGGGGACUGUUUCCGGAAACAGUAUGAAGACCAGCUAAAUUAACGCAGACCCAGAUCACCUCCAAAAACCCAGACAUUCUCUCUCUCUCUCUCUUUUCUCUCUCUCCUCUCUCUCCCUCCUCUUCUCUCUCUCAGUCUCUCCCUCUCUCUGACUCUCUCCCUCUCUGACCUUUGUCUCUCUCUCUCUCUCUGACUCUGUCUCCUGUAAACAUCCUGCUGAUUUGUGACUUGCCAGCAUCACAUGCUCUCUGGGACCGGGGAAGCUCUGUUUCUGAGGACCUGCCUGUGCUCUCCUCCCACCUUGUGUAUUUUCUUUGAGAAUAAAGACUGAAGAAUAAUCUAAACUCAUACACAGACAACAUAGGAACUCUGGAAAGAAAGCCAUUCUGGACACUCGAUCAUAACAGACAGAUGUCCUUCUGAGACGCCUGGAGUAACGGGACAUUUGCAGAGAAGCGGCAGACACACGCAUCGGCCUCUUCAUUUCUCCAUCCUGGAAGGAACUCGGAGGGUCCCAGAGCACUGCAGCACUUCACAGAUUGCGUGGACACCAGUGACGAAGGGAAAUAGUGCCUUACUAUAUGUGGGUUGAGCUAUGCAGAAGAUACGUGCAUGAAAAAACAUCUUUAUUUUCUUUAUGUCAACUUUUUUUUUCCUCAGGUUGAUUUUGUGAGGUUUUUUGUUUUUUUUUUGUUUUCUUUAGUCUUUUUCUUUGGUGGGGGAGGGUAAGAAAAGCUGUUUGUGCACUUUUUAAAAAGACGGGUAGCCUGUCUCAGGACCAGGGGCUCUUCUCAUCCGCUGAACUCACACGCGCCCUCCCCAUGUGCUCCUGCCCUCGUUUCAGUCGUGCUCCAAUGCAACCUUGCAACUUUAUGAAAUCUUUCUAUGACAACAGACUGCAAAAAAACAACAACCACACACUUUCAAAAGAAAUAACUCACUGCAUGUUCUUAUGCAAGUUUAAAUGAACAGUGAAAAACUUCAGUUGCAAGUUGAUCCACGCGAGAGAACGUCCAUGAGGAUUAUCUUCAUAGUAUAAAGUGCCGUGGGCUUAAUGUCUAGCUGGAGCCAGUGUCAUCCACCAACAACGUGUUGCAUUAUGAACUUGACACUUGACGUCAUCGUGGGUUUUUCUCUUUCUUUCGGCCACCUGUGACCAGCUGUUGGUUAAGGACUUCUUGUCAGGCCAUUUUUUUAAUAUCAAAGCUGAAGCAAUAUCCAUUCAGGGACUUCAUCAGUUGCAUCGGGGAAAACAUGGAUGAUGAGAUCAGUUCCUCCAUUCUGAGUCCUUUUACAUGUAAUGCUGAUCUUUACAAAUAAAAAGGCAGAUUCAGAAUGGAAGCAAGGUCAUUUUGCAAACAUUGGAGCUCUUUUAUUACAAGUCUGCUUGUUAAUUUUAGAAUUGUAAAACUGCUCUGAUUAAACUAUUUAACUUUCUCA
Hipposideros armiger (great roundleaf bat) is the source of this 7662-nucleotide messenger RNA. RefSeq names its product ryanodine receptor 2-like. Gene Ontology annotation, molecular function: ryanodine-sensitive calcium-release channel activity; calcium ion binding. Lineage: Eukaryota; Metazoa; Chordata; Mammalia; Chiroptera; Hipposideridae. The record is from RefSeq and is a predicted model, not a curated record. Gene Ontology annotation, cellular component: Z disc; sarcoplasmic reticulum membrane; smooth endoplasmic reticulum. The transcript has 46 exons. Bases 2 to 6265 code for a protein of 2087 amino acids. Gene Ontology annotation, biological process: release of sequestered calcium ion into cytosol by sarcoplasmic reticulum; intracellular calcium ion homeostasis; striated muscle contraction.